CCAGCGCCAGUGAAGCAGCUCGCGCUCUCUGUAAAGUUCUCGUCCUGUUUCCUGCUGUCAGUCCUCCCCGCUGCACCAUGCGUCUCCUCCCGAAGACACUAUGGGAUGUACCCGCUCUGAGAAGACACUAACCCCGGGCUCUGCUGCUGCCUGUGUCUGCUCUCUGCUCUACUUCAGCCGGGGAAACCCUGCCGCUCUACUCUGAGCGUUUUCAUCCACACCGCGCCGCUUUUCCUCUUUAAUUUAUUUGUUGCCUGCCGCUUCAUUUAUGGACCACAGAAGCUCCGAGUAGAGUGUUUGUCAUUUUCGUUCACACAGCUGAAGAUGGAGUCGGUGAUGGAGAGGGAGUGCAGCGCGCUGGGGGGGCUUUUCCAGACUGUCAUAGGAGACAUGAAGGGCAGUUACCCUGUGUGGGACGACUUCAUCAGCAAGGCCAGCAAGCUCCAGUCCCAGCUCAGGACGACGGUUGUCGCGGUAGCAGCCUUCCUGGAUGCCUUUCAGAAGGUGGCCGACCUGGCCACCAACAGCCGAGGGGGAACCCGGGACAUUGGCUCCGCCCUCACCAGGAUGUGCAUGAGGCACCGCAGCAUCGAGACCAAACUGCGCCAGUUCUCCAUGGUGUUUCUGGACUGUCUGAUCAACCCUCUACAGGAGCAGAUGGAGGAGUGGAAGAGAGUUUCCAACACUCUGGACAAAGACCACGCCAAAGAGUACAAGAAGGCCCGUCAGGAGAUCAAGAAGAGAUCGUCUGACACUCUGAAGCUGCAGAAGAAAGCUAAGAAAGCUGAUGUAUUUGGCCGCGGGGACCUCCAGCCUCAGCUGGACAGCGCCAUGCAGGAAGUGAAUGAUAAGUACCUGCUGCUGGAGGAAACGGAGAAGCAGGCGGUGAGGAAGGCGCUGGUGGAGGAGAGGAGCCGCUUCUGCUGCUUCGUCACCAUGCUGAAGCCUGUGGUGGUCAGUCAAUGUCCAUGCUUGGGGGAGAUCACUCACCUCCAGACCCUCACAGACGACCUGAAGGCUCUGACCAUGGACCCCCACAAGCUGCCCCCCUCCAGCGAGCAGGUGAUCUUAGACCUGAAGGGCUCUGAGUGCACCUGGUCCUACCAGACCCCCCCCUCUUCACCCAGCACCACUGUAUCCAGGAAGUCCAGCAUGUGCAGCAGCCUGAACAGUGUGAACAGCAGCGACUCUCGCUCCAGCGGCUCCCACUGCCACUCCCCCACCUCCCACUUCCGUUACCGUGCCUCCUCCUCCUCCUCCUCCUCGGUGCUCCCCCAGCAGGCCCCCGCCCGCCUCUCCUCGGUCUCCUCCCACGACUCCGGCUUCAUCUCCCAGGACGCCUUCCAGUCCAAGUCCCCCUCACCCAUGCCCCCGGACGGCUCCCAGUCCUGUGUCUCUGCUUUAUCUGAGGAGCCCUUCCUCUUCCUCCUCUUCCUCACCCUCACACAACCAAGAGGUGAACAUCUGAAAACACACCCAUAUAUACACACACACACACACUCACACACACACACACUUUGCUAAGGUGUGUUAGGUCUGUAGUUGUGUGUGUGAAGGUGUCACAUGGAGCAUCAGGGUUAUUACAAUGAUGUUGACUGUUUGUAUAACAGCAGAAGCCUCUGCCUGUUGAACCUCCAUUCAGUAUAUCACACAUUUGAUCAGAUCCACUUAUUAUUAUGCAUUUGGAUGAAGAGGUUCUUGAAAAUGAGGCGUGUCAGAUUUAGUAGUCUCCUGACACGUCAUUCAACAUUUGACAUAACGUUGUUUGGUAAAUAGAAUAACCUGAAGUAAAAAUGAAAGAAUAAACAAUCAGAAGAACACAGAAUGAAAACAGACUUCAAAGCAGAGUAACAGAGUCCCCAUGUUCAGUUUGGAUUGUGGGAACAGUCAGUUAUGAAGAUUGGUCCUGAGAGCUGAUCAUGUCUGCCUGUUAGCCUUAGCAGAGGCUGACAUACAUCUGCAACAGAUCUCUGAACCAGACCUGCUCCAUGUGGAACCUCCUCUUCAUGUUUUCACAUCCUCAACAGUCCUCACCCUCACCUUUUUAAUUUGUGCAUUGUGUCUCUUCCUCUUCCUCAUCCCCCCCUUCAGUUGUCAAAUGGUUUUGACCA
Messenger RNA from Gymnodraco acuticeps, 2111 nucleotides. Its product is annotated as protein MTSS 1-like. Gene Ontology annotation, biological process: plasma membrane organization; adherens junction maintenance; positive regulation of actin filament bundle assembly. The transcript is spliced from 12 exons. Gene Ontology annotation, cellular component: cytoplasmic side of plasma membrane; actin cytoskeleton. The coding region runs from base 325 to 1524 and encodes 399 amino acids. Gene Ontology annotation, molecular function: phospholipid binding; actin binding. The record is from RefSeq and is a predicted model, not a curated record. NCBI's taxonomy places the organism in Eukaryota, Metazoa, Chordata, Actinopteri, Perciformes, Bathydraconidae.